AUAAUCUGUAACUAUUUGGAUCAUUCUGAAUCUUGACUUGAAACUGAAAACAGUUCUGGAGACGUUGAGGACAGACAAUCAAGAAAAAGAUUAUCAAUAAAAAUUAAAUUCGCAAAGUAUCUAGGAUGCUUUUUGGUCUCGUUAUAGAGGUCCAUGUGGCCCAUAUGUUGUUUGGAGAAAAGAUAGACGACUCUAAAGAAAAGAAACUAAAGAAAGACAAUAUUAAAUACCAACUAUUGAGAAGUAAACAGAGGUUAGCCAAGUUGACUGAAGUCAACAAAGUCUACAAUGAACAAAUCAACAAGCUAAAAGGAGAAAUUGAUGCUCUUAGAGAAUGCAUUAAUUUCCAAAAGAACCUAAUCAACGAUAGGCAACAAGAAUUUGAACAUUUAGAGUCUGUAAAUGGAGUGUGCCACUGCAACGAGUGUAUAGAAACUGACAUUAAAGCCAAUAUAAGAGCUGAUAGAAGAUCUGUGAAGAAGUGUAACACAACAGAAGAACUCUGGAUGGAGUGAUGACACAGGCUAUUAAUGAAACACUCAACUUAGGCCAACCACUGAAGCAGUUAUGUUUAACAACUGGAUGUAAAAUAGAUUCAGGCGACCUUUAUAGGCAUCAGAAGAGUGGAGAUAGACUCAGGUGACCUAUUUAUAGGCAUCAGAUAAGAGUGGAGAUAGACUCAGGUGACCUAUUUAUAGGCAUCAGAUAAGAGUGGAGAUAGACUCAGGUGACCUAUUUAUAGGCAUCA
This is a messenger RNA of Owenia fusiformis, 748 nucleotides long. NCBI's taxonomy places the organism in Eukaryota, Metazoa, Annelida, Polychaeta, Sabellida, Oweniidae. The record is from the annotation of a GenBank genome assembly.